Lottia gigantea (owl limpet) is the source of this 1503-nucleotide messenger RNA. RefSeq lists its product as hypothetical. The transcript has 13 exons. The record is from RefSeq and is a predicted model, not a curated record. The annotation marks the transcript as partial. Gene Ontology annotation, cellular component: RQC complex. Lineage: Eukaryota; Metazoa; Mollusca; Gastropoda; Lottiidae.
CUGUUUUAUAUCUACAGGAACUUGAUUCCUGAAAAUGAAAUGAGAAGAAUAUUUGGUUCAAGAGUUAUACAAGCUGAACAGAGACGCAAUAGAAAUCGACAAAGAAUUCAUCAGAAAACUUCAAGACUAGCACAACCUAAAGAUACAUGGGCUCCUUAUUCCAAAACUGGUUUAUCUAUGAACUUAUUAGAAAAUAGAAGAGGUUAUCAAUAUUUUGAAUAUGAACACAAUUCAGCCUAUAGAGAAGUUCAGUUUUUAUUUCUUGAUGCUGUUGAAUCUCUUAAUCCUCAGAGCAUUGUAGAUUUGUUGCAUCUCCAUCCUUAUCAUAUUGGUGGCUUAAUACAACUUAGUGAAAUAUUUCGAAUGAGCGAAGAUAUGGCUGCUGCAGCUGAACUUAUAGAAAAAGCGUUAUUUGCAUUUGAAUGUGCCUUUCAUCCAUUGUUUAGUUUAACAAGUGGUAACUGUAGAUUAGACUAUAGAAAACCAGAAAACAGGGGAUUCUUCUUGUGUCUAUUUAAACAUUUAUUAAAUGUUGGUCAGAAGGGAUGCUAUAGAACAGCUUUAGAAUUAUCCAAAUUAUUAUUAAGUCUAGAAGCUGAUGAAGAUCCACUAUGUGUGUUAUUAUGUAUUGAUUUCUAUGCCUUACGAAGUGAACAGUAUGAGUUUUUAAUAAGGUUAUAUGAAGAAUGGGAAGCCCAUAGAAAUUUAUCACAGCUACCAAAUUUUGGCUUCUCAAUUCCUCUGGCAAAGUUUCAUUUAGCAACUACUGAUGAAUUGUUAGAUAAAGCUGAUAAUUUGUUACAAGAAAGUUUGUUGAUGUAUCCAGGGUUUUUAAUGCCAAUGGUAGAAAAAUGUGGAAUAACUCCUGACCCUACAGUAACAGGACAUCAUUUCUUUCAAUAUAGUGCUCAAACUAGUCAAACAGAUUCUUUGAAACAAUUAACAACAUUAUAUGUACAGAGAACCUAUUCUUGUUGGAAGGAACCUGAAGUUAUGGAAUGGUUAGAAAAAAAUGUUCGUACUGUUUUAACACUAGUUGAUAAUAAAGACAGUAGAGUUGUACGAUGUAAACAGCUCCGGUUGAGAAGAUAUCAAGGUACACCAAGAAAUAUAUUACGUCAUAUUAUUUUAUCUGAAAUAAAAGAUGUUACAGCUCAUCUACCCCCUGAAUUGGCAAAUACACCAAUGUUGAGCUAUGAUCCACUUCCACCAACAGAUUCAUUUGAAACUUAUCAAAGACCUGGAAGACCAACUCAAGCUCAAGAAGCAAGCAAUCCUUUAUCACUAUUCUUAAGAUCUCUUCUGCCAAACUUUAAUGCAAAUGAAGAUGCUGGAGCUGUAGGUGGUGAUGAAACAAGAAAUAAUUUACAAAAUGGUGUUGGUGCUCUGAUGACUGCUAUGAGAGAUUUAUUAAAUAAUAUAAGACCAGUAGAACCACCUGUAGAAAAUCAGCAUAAUGGACAGGAAGAUGAUCAUGAAGAAAAUGAAGGUGACUGGGAUUAA